Gasterosteus aculeatus aculeatus (three-spined stickleback) is the source of this 1024-nucleotide messenger RNA. It is a transcript of the gene epdl1, whose product is annotated as ependymin-like 1. The record is from RefSeq and is a predicted model, not a curated record. Lineage: Eukaryota; Metazoa; Chordata; Actinopteri; Perciformes; Gasterosteidae. Gene Ontology annotation, biological process: cell-matrix adhesion. Gene Ontology annotation, molecular function: calcium ion binding. Gene Ontology annotation, cellular component: lysosome; extracellular region.
CCAGCCUGUUGAUAAGGAAGUGAGCGCUCUCAAACAGCCGCAUAUAUGCAUCUGUGUGCAGAGGAAAGGUUCAUCCACCAACCGAGAACAGCAUGAGAGCUCUGGUCCUGUUUGUGUGCCUGUCGGUGGGCUGCCUUGCUCAAAGACCACAGCCAUGCGAAUCCCCACCGCUGCUGACUGGAAGCCUCAGCGUUGCCACACAAAGUGAGAAGUUGAUGGCUUAUGCCAAGUACAGCUACGACGCGUUGGGAAAGCGCAUCCGCCUCUCAGAGUUCGGAUCCUAUGAAAAUAAGACCUUCCACCUCGAUGUACUUUUACUCUUCAGACAGGGGGUCAUGUAUAAGAUCAACUGGAAGAACCAAACAUGUUGCAAGAAGCCACUGAAUGCAGACUUCCACCCGCUGGAGAUCCCACGGAAUGCGUCCCUGCUGGGACAGGUCGUUUUAGGCGGCUCCUCGGGUCCAGGACAGGGAGUCCUAGUCAACAGCUGGGGGGGAGAGCUGAAAAUGAAGAAGGGACCAGCAAAGUACAUGAGCACUGUCACAGAGUUCGGAUGCAUUCCUGUCAGCACUCUGUUUCACACCAGCGGAAGUGGAUGGAAAGUGACCAACUUCUUCAACAAUGUCAUCGGACUAGUAGACCCUCAGAGGCUCAUUCCUCCACAUUUCUGUAAGGGCGCUGAGCUGGAAAACAGCUCUGAUGAGGAUCCAAUGACCUUCUUCAGUUUGUUUUGAGAAUAUGAUCUUUUCAGAGAUGCUGUUGGCUGUGCAAUUGUGACUGUAUAUGAUUAUUUGCACUGUCUAAUCCCUUUUUGUGGCUACUACACAAUAGUGUAGUAGCAUUUGUAUCAGUCGGUAAAAAUCCAAUUAUACUCAAUUAAUUCCAAUGAAUGCAUUUGUAUCGGGUUUGAAAAUCAAGUCAGCAGGCUUGACCUGGCUGCAAAAUGCCUGUUUUUGUUCACUUCCACAUAUGUAAGUUAAGUGAGUUUAUAGACUUUGCUUCAAUAAAAUCUGAAUGUAUUACA